AUGAGCCGUUCGAACAUUGAUUCCGAGUCAGGAGUGCUGGAGCUCGAGACCCGCGACCAAUGGUGUGGAUUUGACAUCAGGAGUGAUUAUUACACGGAGGUCCCUGACACGGGGGUUCUCCGGGAGUACUGGUUGGUUCUCGGUAACACCACGGCUACUCCUGAUGGCAUCCCUCGGAAUGUGUUGACCGUCAACGGCACGUCGCCGGGACCUACCCUACACGCUGACUGGGGAGACUGGGUUCGUAUCCAUGAUUACAAUGGAUCGGAGAACAAUGGCACCAGUAUCCACUGGCACGGUUGUCCUGUGCCUCCCGGUGGCUCGGUCACCUAUGAAUGGCGGGCAACUCAAUACGGCACUACCUACUACCACUCGCAUUUUGCUUUGCAAGCAUGGGAGGGAGUUUAUGGUGGAAUCGUCAUCAAUGGCCCUGCGAGCGCGAACUAUAAUGUGGAUGCUGGUAUCCUUUAUCUCAGUGACUGGUCCCAUCGCACGUCCGACGCUCUAUACUCCACUGCGGAGACCGACGGAGAGCCAACGUUGGCCACCGGAUUGAGGAACGCCACCAACAUUUGGCUCACAGAGAACAACCAGACCGUCGGCUCUCGCUUCAAUAUGAAUGUGACGUCGGGCCAAAGCUAUCGCCUUCGCCUACUCAAUGGAGGAAUGAGCAAUCCUUUCCGCUUCAUGGUCGAUGACCACACCCUCACUGUCAUUUCGACGAAUUUUGUGCCCAUUAAGCCUUUCAACACGACUUCGCUCCUGAUUGGAGUUGGACAACGAUAUGAUGUCAUUGUCCACGCAAACAAGGAAAGGCUAGGCUCUAACUUCUGGAUGCGCUUGAUUCCUCAAGAAUCUUGCGCUGAAAUCUCCAACUACGAUAUUCGAGGUAUUUUCCACUAUGAGACGCCGAACGGCAAGCUCGAAACCCCCACAAGUUUAGCUUCUAGCCUUUGCUCCUUGACGGGAAGGAAGAGAUAA
Messenger RNA from Aspergillus japonicus CBS 114.51, 981 nucleotides. RefSeq lists its product as uncharacterized. The record is from RefSeq and is a predicted model, not a curated record. The transcript is spliced from 4 exons. Gene Ontology annotation, molecular function: oxidoreductase activity; copper ion binding. NCBI's taxonomy places the organism in Eukaryota, Fungi, Ascomycota, Eurotiomycetes, Eurotiales, Aspergillaceae. Bases 1 to 981 code for a protein of 326 amino acids.